Molecule: messenger RNA, 1264 nt
Organism: Amborella trichopoda
Lineage: Eukaryota; Viridiplantae; Streptophyta; Magnoliopsida; Amborellales; Amborellaceae
Product: HAD superfamily, subfamily IIIB acid phosphatase
Molecular function (GO): acid phosphatase activity
Source: RefSeq, a predicted model, not a curated record
UUCUUAUGUCUUCCAUGUCCCUCGCUCAAAACCCACGCCUUGUUUCCAUGCUCCAAAGAAACAAAAGAAUAUUUCCCUUUCAGGACAACCUACUGCAAACCCUGUUCAGAUUCUUCUCUCUUUCUCUCUCUUCUCUGUUCUUUCUCUCUCUUCUCUCUAUUUAAGGGAUCAGUUUUCAAUAAAUUCCCCACAAACCCAUCUCACCAAAAAAACCCAUUCCUUUUCCUGCCAUGAAUCCUCUGAGAAUUCUCCCCUUUUUAGCCAUCUCUUGCAUCUUCACUUCUCUCUUUCUCUCUCUAGGACCCAACCCAGUUCUCGCCUCCUCGAACGCUCUCUCCCUAAAACCCAGACCCAUACUCGAAGACCAGGCUUGGAAUCAAGAAAGCAGAGAGGGAGUGGACAAAAAGAUCGAAAUUUUCGAUGAGAUUAGAGAGGAAGAAAAGAGAGAAAGUGAGGAAGAAGAGAGAGAGAGGGUGAGGUUGUACUGUGAGAGCUGGAGAUUUGCAGUGGAAACCAACAAUUUGCAGUCAUGGAAGGUUGUGCCAAUUGAGUGUGGGGGGUUUGUGAAGAAAUACAUGAGUGAGAGGGGUUACAGGUCUGAUCUUGAAAUGGUUGCAGAGGUGGCAGGGGCGUUUGCGAGGAACGUGGAAUUAGGGCAAGACGGGAUGGAUGCCUGGAUAUUCGAUAUUGACGAGACAUUGCUCUCCAAUCUGGUUUAUUAUGAAGAGAAUGGCUUCGGUUUGGAGCUCUUCAAUGGCAAUAAGUUUGAUGAAUGGGUGGAUUUGGCUGAGGCUCCUGCAAUAUCUCCAUUUCUCAAGUUAUAUGAGGAGGUUUUGGAGAUGGGUUUCAAAGUGUUCUUGUUGACAGGGAGAAGUGAGAGCCAGAGGAGUACGACAAUCCACAAUUUGCAAAAUUCUGGCUUUCAAAAUUGGGAUAGGCUUAUAAUGAGGGGUGCGGCCGACCAAGGAAAAUCAGCAGUGUUUUACAAGUCAGAGAAGAGAAUGGAGAUGGAGAAAGAAGGAUUUCGGAUCCUCGGAAACUCUGGAGAUCAAUGGAGUGACCUACUAGGUUCUUCCAUGGCCAUCCGAUCUUUCAAGCUUCCAAAUCCUAUGUAUUAUAUUCCAUGACAUUUUAGUUGCCUAUCUCAACUCAUUGCAGAUAUUGAUUCAACCCAACUGUGUAUUUGCCUCGUACACAUUUCAGUAUUCUUCUGAACUUUGAUUUAUCAUUAAUGCAUUUUUUUUAGAAAAAUUUAGAAGAAGUA